Molecule: messenger RNA, 2781 nt
Organism: Menidia menidia (Atlantic silverside)
Lineage: Eukaryota; Metazoa; Chordata; Actinopteri; Atheriniformes; Atherinopsidae
Source: the annotation of a GenBank genome assembly
CUGUGUGACACCUACCCCACCGUGCUAGCUGUGCCCUUUAAAAGUAAAGAAGAAGACCUUAGGAGGGUGGCUGCCUUUCGGUCAAGGGGACGCAUACCGGUCCUGUCUUGGAUCCACCGGGAGAACCAGGCGGUGAUUGCCCGCUGCAGCCAGCCCCUGGUCGGCAUGUCCGGGAAAAGAAACAAAGAUGACGAGCGCUACUUGGACCUGAUCAGGGAGGCCAAUGACACCACAAAGCUCACCAUAUUUGAUGCUCGACCCAGCGUCAAUGCAGUAGCCAACAAGGCCACCGGAGGUGGAUAUGAAGGUGACGAAUAUCAAAACGCAGAGCUCGUCUUCCUGGAUAUCCAGAACAUACAUGUCAUGAGGGAGUCCCUGAAGAAACUGAAAGACAUCGUCUACCCCAAUGUGGAGGAGUCCCACUGGCUGUCCAGCCUGGAGUCCACACACUGGCUGGAGCACGUUAAGCUUGUGUUGUCGGGGGCCAUCCAGGUGGCCGACAAAGUCUCAAGUGGAAACUCGGUGGUGGUCCACUGCAGCGACGGCUGGGACAGAACAGCCCAGCUCACAUCGCUGGCCAUGCUGAUGCUGGACAGCCACUACCGCACCCUCAGGGGGUUCCAGGUCCUCAUUGAAAAGGAAUGGAUCAGCUUUGGCCACAAGUUUGCCUCAAGGAUAGGUCACGGUGACAAAAACCAUGCAGAUCAGGACAGAUCACCCAUUUUUGUGCAGUUCAUCGACUGUGUGUGGCAGAUGACUAAACAGUUUCCUACAGCCUUUGAGUUUAAUGAGCACCUCCUGUUGACAAUCCUGGAUCAUCUGUACAGCUGUCGCUUUGGGACUUUCCUCUUCAACUGUGAGAGUGCACGAGACCAGCAGGAGGUGAGGUCGAAGACCGUGUCCCUGUGGUCACUGGUCAACAGCAAGAUGGAGAAUUACCUAAACCCCUUCUACACCCCGGAGUCGGGCCGGGUCCUCUAUCCCGUGGCCAGCAUGCGCCACUUGGAGCUGUGGGUGACGUACUACAUCCGCUGGAACCCCCGCAUCCGACAGCAGCAGCAGAGCCCGGUGGAGCAGCGCUACAGGGAGCUCCUGGCCCUCAGAGACGAAUACUUGAAGAAACUGGAGCAGCUGCAGUUGUCCGACUCCUCCACCUCCUCCCACCUGACUAACUCCAGCCCCCCCAACACCGCCUCCUCCCCGUCACAGCAGAAGGUGGUGAGUGAGGAUGCUGGUAAAGUCCCGGCGUUCCACCAGCAGCUCCUUCAGAGUGGGGGGGUGGAAGCUGGUGGGGCGAGUUCUCUGAAAAGGGACGGCAUGUCCAGUGAAGGUGCCUUAGUCCAGGGGACGGGGGGGUGGACAGCAGCUUUGGUUGUUAUCUCUGGAGCCCCCCCCAGCCCGGUGCUCCCGGAGUCUGCCGCCCCGCCCCCACCCCCCCACCACCGCCCCGGAAAGAUGGAGAAGCAGAGCCCGGCCGCCGGGGCCGCGGACCCGGCCGGAGCCCACCGGAAGCCCCGCGGCCCGCCGCCCUGCCCGCCGCCCGCCGCCGACGGCCCGGACAGGUCAGUGGUGACCCGGCCCGGUCCGGUCCGGUCCGGUGUCUCGGUUACCGGGACGGGUCCGGUGAGGAGCACCGGAACCGUCUCCGGGGCCGAGGCUCGGCUCAGAGCAGGAUGUUUCCGCGCGGAUGUCGCGCUCAGAGCUCCGCGCAGACUCUGGCCCUCAGGCUGGGGUUUGGUUUCCUCCACCUUCAACCGGAAGCUGGAGGAAACCAAACGGCAGCUCCACAGAGAGCUGAACCUCCACCCGAUGGAGAGGAGGGACGCUCUGAGACUUCCGACGGGUUCUCACGUGGAGUGGUGUAAACAGCUUAUAGCGGCCACAAUCUCCAGCCAGAUGUCACGACCCGGCCAGCCAGAUGUGACCAGAGACAUGAAGGUAACCAAGAGGCUGACUCACAUGAAGCUUCCAGCUCUGGGAUACAGAGCACAGGUCAAAAUGUUCCAUAACCAGGUGCCUCUUCUGCCAGGAGAGACCAUCCAGGUCACAGUGAAGGAUGUGAUGUACAUCUGUCCAUUCAGCGGUCUGGUCAAUGGCACGCUCACCAUCACAAACUACAAGCUGUACUUCACCAAAGUGGAAAAGGAGUUCCCAUUCGUUCUCGAUGUGAACCUGGGAGUUAUCAGCAGACUAGAGGCAAUCGGCCAUCUCUCCAACCAGGAGGAGAACACAAAGGGACUGGAGCUGGUCUGCAAGGACAUGAGGAAUCUAAGGUUCGCCUAUCAGACAGAGGAGACUCAGCCAGAUGUGGUAGAGGUCCUGUCCAAACAUGCCUUCCCUCUCUCACACAACCAACCCCUCUUUGCAUUCCUGUAUAAGGAGCUCUUCCCGGUGGACGGCUGGAAGGUGUACGACGCAGCAGCAGAGUACCGGCGUCAGGGUCUCCCGAAUGAAAGCUGGACCAUCAGUAAGAUCAACAGCAACUAUGAGCUGUGUGACACCUACCCCUCCAUCCUGGUCAUCCCCACCAACAUCACAGAGGAGGACAUCAGGCAGGGGGCUUCGUUCAGAGCCAAACACCGCCUACCGGUGUUGUCCUGGAUCCACCCUGAGACUCAGGCCGCCGUUAUCCGCUGUAGCCAGCCGCUGGUCGGACCUUCAGACCGGCGCUGCAAAGAGGACGAACAUUUACUCCAGGUCAUCAUGGAUGCCAACGCCCAGUCCCACAAGCUCACCGUCUUCGAUGCCCGGCAGAGCAGCGUGGCUGAGACCAACAAGUGA